Messenger RNA from Lottia gigantea (owl limpet), 948 nucleotides. RefSeq lists its product as hypothetical. Bases 1 to 948 code for a protein of 315 amino acids. Gene Ontology annotation, molecular function: protein binding. NCBI's taxonomy places the organism in Eukaryota, Metazoa, Mollusca, Gastropoda, Lottiidae. Gene Ontology annotation, biological process: protein insertion into ER membrane. The transcript has 9 exons. Gene Ontology annotation, cellular component: cytosol; BAT3 complex. The record is from RefSeq and is a predicted model, not a curated record.
AUGUCUGCUCGAGGAGUUGAACGUGUUUUAGCGAAAUGUCAAGCUUGUAUUGACGCUGGAAGCUUUUAUGAAGCUCAUCAGAUGUACAGGACACUGUACUUUAGGUACAAUGCUCAGCAUAAAUACACAGAGGCUAUAGAUCUCUUAUACACUGGUGCUAGUACAUUGUUAAAAAAUAACCAGCAUACUAGUGGUGCUGAUUUAGCUAUGUUACUGAUAGAUGUAUUAAACAAAUCAGAGGCUUCGGUUACCUCACAAAAUAUUGAUAAAAUAAUAGAUUUAUUUAAAAUAAUGGACCCAGAAUGUCCAGAGAGAUAUAAUUUCUUAACGGCAGCAGUUCAUUGGUCAAAAAAGGUAGAUGGCAAAUUUAAACGUGGACACCCUGAACUACAUAAGAAAUUUGGUAUUAUGUUUUGGGAAGAAAGAAAUUUUGUUCAAGCACGUUACCAUUAUUUACAUUCGUGCGACGGUAAGGGUUGUGCUACUAUGUUAAUAGAAUAUCAUACUAUUAAAGGCUAUGCAUCAGAAGUAGAUUUAUUUAUAGCACAAGCAGUACUUCAAUAUUUGUGCCUUCAAAAUAAAGACACAGCAAAUGAAGUGUUUUCUACCUUUACAGCAAAUCACCCUCAGAUUGAGAAAGGACCACCAUAUGUCAUGCCUUUACUCAAUUUUCUAUCAUUCUUAUUAUUAGCUUUAGAAGGGGGUAAACUAGCUGUAUUUUCUAUUCUAUGUGAGAAAUAUGAAACGUCACUAAAUAGAGACCCUAGUUAUAAAGAGUAUUUAGAUAAAAUAGGACAGUUAUUUUUUGGUUUACCUCCUCCACAAGCCUCAAGUCAAGGUAUAUUUGGUAAUUUAUUACAGAGUUUAAUGACACCAUCAGGUGAUGAUAGUGAUGAGGAUUCACUAGAAAAUAGUGUAUAUUCAGAAAAAACACUAGAACUAGAUUAA